ACUACAUUUCCCAUGAUGUAAUGUUCUUUAUUCUCUGUCUUGACCGACUUCUCCCUGCCUCCAUAGGCCAGAGGAGGCUGAGUUUAGGGAAAGUAUCGACGUUUAUGCUUGUCAAUCAGCAAGGAGCUGUUGGGAGUGAAACUGGAGGGAAGGUCGACGAUCGGGGAGGAUUUCUACUUUAAAAAAAGCACAUCAGUGCGAAUGCGACCAUAAUGUUUUGGAAAAACAAGGAAAAACUGUAUAUAUUUUCAAGGAAACUGUUUUGUUUUACUUUGAAAUAAGGUAAUCAAGCAAAGCUUUCACUACGCCGAACUUGGCGACUAUCACUCGCUGCCUCGUUGCAUUCAGCUCGGAAAAAAGAAAACAGCGGAUUAUUUAUACCGUGAAAGUGUGUAAACUAAUAGGAGACUAAGCUACUGACGGAUAUUGCUGUUUAAAUACAGUGCUUGAUUUAUUACUCUCGCCAGAGCAGAGGACUUCAUCCAGAAGAGUUUGUAAGAGCCGACCGUGUCGCUGUCGGGAAGCUCUUCUCGUGUGGACGUGCUGGAGAAGACGGUACCAGGAGAGACGGUUGAAACACGAAACCCAAAGCGCGUAUUUUCCUGGACGAUUAUAAGAAAAUGAGCGGAGGAGAUGUGGUGUGCUCGGGGUGGCUCAGAAAGUCUCCACCUGAAAAAAAGUUACGGCGUUAUGCAUGGAAGAAGCGAUGGUUUGUUCUGCGCAGUGGGAGGCUGACAGGAGACCCAGACGUGCUGGAAUAUUACAAGAAUGACCAUGCCAAGAAGCCCAUCCGCGUGAUCGAUCUGAACCUGUGCGAGCAGGUGGACGCCGGUCUUACCUUCAACAAGAAGGACCUGGAGCACAGCUUCAUCUUUGACAUCAAGACUAUCGACCGGAUCUUUUACCUGGUGGCAGACACUGAAGAGGAGAUGAACAAGUGGGUGCGCUGCAUCUGUGAUAUCUGUGGCUUCAACCCCACUGAUACGGAAGACUCUACAAAGGUCUCUCACCAAGUAAAUGUUCCAGGGGGUCUGGUGGUGGAUAUGGCCCCUAGUGGAGGGCCAGGAGGAGCCUUGGGGGCUUCUGCACUGGCCAACCUGCCUCCUCCCUACCAGCCUGUCAGCAUUAGACCCCACGGGUCCUCUUCCAGUAUGGAUGAGCCUCAGGACUACCUUUGGCUACUUAACUGUGAGAGCAAGAAACCUGAGCCUAACAGGGCCCAUGGCGACUGCUCCAAGUCUACCUCUUCUGAACCCGACUGUAAUGACAACAUCCCUUCCCACUACACGCCCACCUCCACCUUUUCUAAGCACGCCUCGAUCAAUGGUUUCUUUCCUACCCAGCAUACCCUCUAUGAUUCUCCUCCUUCGCGCGGGCAGUCGUCGUCGGCCGACUCGCAGGGCCCGUACCACCUGCCCCGAACUUACUCUCAGGACACUGUGCUGCUGCCGCCGAAGUUGGCAUCCUCCCCUCCCGCUCCUGACAGUGAGCCUGUUGAACUAUAUGUCUUUAACACACCUGGUCGUAAACCCUCUUUAGAGGCCCAGUUACGGAACUUGUCGGUCAGCUAUGAUAUUCCACCCACACCUGGAAGCAACUGCACCUACCAGGUUCCCCGUACAGUCGGGGUGGAGGCUGUUUCAGGGGCCUCAGACGUGGUACCCCCCCCUCGCCCGCCCAAGCCUUCACUGACUACUGGAUCAGUCCCACCUGAGCGGUCGCCCACGGAAACGUAUGCAGUGCCACGGUCAGUGUCUGAGACGGAUGGGAAUUACUGUGUGCCGUCUAGUGCGGGAGGGAACAAAGCACUAAGAAGCAACACCAUUGGUACAAUGGAUUCUUCACGCCUGCGUAUAGAUUACGGAUCUCAAGACUGCUAUGAUAUACCCCGUCCCUUCCCCCAAGACAAAAGUUGUUCAUUUGAAUUUAAUGAAAGCAUGAGCAACUAUUUUAAGAAUAAAGGCAUGAUGCCAGUAGGAGGUGUUUCCACUGAGGAGAUGGAUGAGAACUAUGUGCCCAUGAGCGUCCACUCUUCGUCACAUCACCGCUCCGGCAGCCUAUCAGAACCCAUUCAGGAGCCCAACUACGUGCCCAUGACACCAGGCACAGUGGAGUUUUCCUCUCUCGGAAAACAGGUGCCCCCUCCAGCCCACAUGGGCUUUCGUUCCAGCCCCAAGACCCCGCCACGCAGACCAAUGCACAUAACUGAAUGCCAACCGCCACCUGUAGACCGCAACCUCAAACCUGACCGUAAAGGUCAGAGCCCUAAAAUAAACAGAGCAGUCGGUCUUGAGCGAACCGACUCCCAAACCAUAGGUGAAUUCUCAAGACGGCGUAAGGUUAAGCCAGCCCCUUUGGAGAUCAAGCCUUUACCUGAGUGGGAAGAGUAUACGGCACCGGUCCGUUCCCCCGUGACCAGAUCCUUCACGAGGGACCCCUCUAGGUGUACCACGGCCCCCAGACCGUCCUCGGGGCAUAGCACUGCCUCCAGCAGCGACUCUGACGACUGUGAUGAGAAUUAUGUAACCAUGCAACACGCUAAUAUGUCUUCAGAUGAAACAAACAUGAAGUUAGGAGCACCAAUGAAUGCUGAUGGAGGUGGGAGUCCCAUGGUGAAGCCCAAAGGAGACAAGCAGGUGGAGUACCUGGACCUCGACUUGGACCCUGGGAAAUCGACUCCUCCUCGGAAGAAGAGUAACGGGACUGGUAUUUCAGCAUCAGAUGAGCGGGUGGACUAUGUGGUGGUGGAUCAGCAGCGAACGCAAGCACUGAAGAGCACACGAGAGGCCUGGAGUGACGGACGGCAGUCGACGGAGACAGACACCCCCAGCAAAGGGCCCAAAUGACACCCACCUCUCUCCUCUUUUCUGCUUGGUCAGGACUCGUGGGUCAGGCCGAGGAAUGGAGGAUGUUUGAUCUUAGAUACAGGUGUGUGACAGCGACUAGGUCACAGCUCCCAGAUCAGCUAGUUUACACUGCUUCCUGCUAGACGACAGCACCCACGCAGGGGAGAGCUGAUCCGAGGGAUUCUCAUGUAUAAGCUGACAGACUCGAAGUAAGAUGGACAGAACAGGGGCUGAAGGACUCACAAUGCCUUAUUGGCUGAAAGCCCAGUAGAUUUUGUGCUAACAGAGCAGCAUUAUUCGUAAUAUAAAGAUACACACUGCCCCUCACCCAUCCACUCAGACAGUUUCUGGUUCAUGGAUAUCGUUUUUUCCCCCAUAGAGGUGUUAAAGCACAUUAUUCCUUGGGCUCGGAGUGCAUCAGGUCUGUUGAAUUUGUCAGUUGUUUUCACAAUGUUCCAUGUUCACAAAUCUGCCAAGGUGGGUUUUUAGGAUGUGUUUUACUUGGGAGGCCAAACAGGUUUCUUUUUUGUUUUGUUUUUGGUGUAUAUAGUUCCAUGAUAAUCUGAAACCUUCAGACAUCGAGGUUUCACUUGUUUUCCAUUCGUUUUAUUCUUUUGGGCCUCAAGUGUAAUUCGGUAGUGCAAUCAAAAGGUUUUGAGUUGCUUGAACCGCGAAUCUACUUACAGGUGAAAAGAGUUAGUUUGUUUGAAAAUGAUUUUCAUUUGCAUGUAAGACAGCAGGCAGACUGUAUAAAGUGUUAUGUACAUUAAUAAAAGUGUCCUUUAUUUGUAUCUAAUAUCUAGUAUGUUAAGGCUAAGGUGUGGAUUCUGCAGGAUAGAAGUCUACACGGUCUGAGAUGGUAUCCGAAACUAUGAAAUGUUAUUGGUGGAAUCAGGAACUGUGAUAGUUUUUAACAGAGAAGAGAAUUCUCGAAGUUUUUUUUGUGUGUGUUUUAUGUUUUUGGUUUAAUUUUCUCUCCUUUGUUUUCAAGCAAGGUAUCAAUUUACAGAAAGCGCCGAGGUCAGGUACUCACUGAAAGGUUUAACAGAGUUCUUUUAUUUUAUUUUGCAGCCAUAGAUGAUGUCUUUAGUGUUGCAGUUCGUAUGUUCUCAUAGAAACCUUUUUGAAAUUGCUUACGACGCAAGAUAUUCUUACAAAGGCUUUGUGCUGUAUGAGAUGCCUUCAUAGAGGGGAGGAAAAGCCGGUCUAGUAGUUUCAGGAAUUUUAUUUUGUUUCUGCAUUCUCUGUGUGACUGCUCUAUCAAUGCAUUGUAUUGCCACUUCGAUAAUUUAUUUCAGAUGGAGUUCCACAGCUCUUGGAAACUAAUUGCCUUACCAUUGCAACUUUUUUUGAAUGUUGUAAAUAUGAUCCAUUUUUAGUUCAAAUCAGAAUACAUCUAUACAGAAUACAUCAGCAUAGAACUUUACUGUGUGUGUAAAAUAAAGUAGCUCUACUAACUACCAUUCUUAAGCCAAGAAGACACUUGAAGUGUUGCAACACCGUUGGUGGCUUCUGCUGUAUAUAUCGAUAGGCUUUCCAAGCAUGUCUUUUGAUUCAAAGCUGUGCCUAUAUUGUUUCCCUUUUACUCAAAUCUUUUUUUUUUUUCUUUGAGCCCCUAGACCCUGAUGCUUUAUAUCUUUUUUUAAUGAAUCUGAAAGAAAUGUACAUUUUAAAAUAAACUCAAUAAAAAUGAUAUUUCAGGAGAUUACUGCUGACAUUGCAACUAA
Pimephales promelas (fathead minnow) is the source of this 4573-nucleotide messenger RNA. It is a transcript of the gene gab1, whose product is annotated as GRB2 associated binding protein 1. Gene Ontology annotation, molecular function: signaling adaptor activity. Gene Ontology annotation, cellular component: cytoplasm. The record is from RefSeq and is a predicted model, not a curated record. Gene Ontology annotation, biological process: signal transduction. Lineage: Eukaryota; Metazoa; Chordata; Actinopteri; Cypriniformes; Leuciscidae.